UUGCAGCAUUCACUAUGCUGGUGUUGAAAUUGUUGCAGGCACUGGUUAGAGGAAACUGCGGUGCAGUGGCAAAUUCAGUUGCCCCUUUUUGAAAAUAAUAAUAAUAAUAAUAAUAAUAAUAAUAAUAAUAAGCUUUCCAGUGCCUUCAACUUCUUAAGGGGAUGGAAAAGAAAAAAGAGGGGCCUUUGAGAAAAAGCCAGUCUUCACUGGCAACUUCUCAGCAUAAAAAUAUUACUCUGGUGCAUUUUUCUAAGGAUCAGUCUUCUGAUACGCUAUUCAGGUUGGAACGUGGUGAAUAUGGCAAAUCGGUAGCGCUUGUGAAAACAAAUGGUGUGUCUCAGAAAGAGAAGGAUGUUUCUUGCAGUGUCUUGCCAGGAGUACCGGACAGCAGUGACAGACAGGCUGUACCAGGAUCAGCAAUGAAGCACCAGUUUGCCUUUGACAACGUUAACUUUGAGAAUGACUUGGAGCAUUCACAUGCUUUUCCUCCUCAAGUGAGCACUCUUACCGUUGAUAUCUUGGGUAUCACUUGCCAAGCCUGCGUACAAUCCAUAGAGAGCAGAAUUUCCAAGGUGAAAGGAAUUGUUGACAUUAAGGUGUCCCUUGAGCAAGGAAAUGCUGCUAUAAAAUACUUGGGGCUGGAAAUAAGUCCCCAUCAGAUCUGCCAGGAAAUCAACGACAUGGGAUUUGAUGCCAGUAUUGUAGAUGCAACACAGUGUUCAGGAGAAGGGACUAAAGAAGAUUUGGUUAUGAUGAAAAUAGAAGGUAUGACCUGUCAGUCCUGUGUUAACACCAUUGAAGAAAAGAUUGGGAAACUCCAUGGUGUGAAGAAAGUCAAAGUGGCUCUCAGCAGCCAGGAAGCCACCAUCACCUAUUAUCCACUUGUAAUCAACCCUGAAGAAUUAAAGGAUAACAUAAAUAGCUUGGGAUAUAAAAGCACUAUCAAGCAUAAGCAAACCUGCUUGAAACUUGACUUGAUUGAUGCAGAAUGCUUAAAGCAGACGGAUGUAAGAACGCCUGGUGGGCUUGAUGGUGUUAGAGAUAUAUCAGAAGACAAUGCAACCACUGCUUGUGUUGCAGUGCUGGGUGUGGAAGGGAUGCACUGCAAGUCCUGUGUCAACAUAAUUGAAAGUUCAAUCUCAGAUAUGCCAGGGGUGCAGUGUAUUAAGGUUUCCUUGGAACAGAAAAAUGCCACGGUUUGGUAUGACCAGAACCAUAUCACUCUGUCCACAUUGCAGCAAGCCAUCCAAGCUCUUCCCCCUGGUAACUUUAAAGUGUCUUUCUUUAGUGGCAUGGAAGACCAUAAUGGACUACUUAUCUUCAAUGCAGCAUCCCCUUAUCUGUCUAGCAGCCCUCCCCCAGCACAAAUGCAGAGUGAAUCAAGUACAACUGUUAUUAUGGUUGAUGGAAUGACAUGCAAUUCCUGUGUAAAAUCCAUUGAAAGCUCUAUAUCCCAAAGGAAAGGGGUGCUGCAUAUCUCUGUGUCUCUAACUGAAGGGACUGCAACGAUAGCCUACAAUCCAGUCAUAACCAACUCUGAAGAGCUGAGAGCUGCUAUAGAAGACAUGGGAUUUGAUGCCUCAGUCCUUUCAGAUGCCAUCAUCACCACUGGGAGAACUACUGAUGAAGGUCAAGAGCCCAGUGUGAUUGUCUCUACUGCCCUGAGUAACAAAGCUACUCCGAAGUUAUCACACAAAGAUUUCUGGUCACAGAAAAAUAAAUUGCCUGAUGAUUCUCCAAAACCAUCCAGUGCUGGAACAACUGAAAGAUGUUUUAUGCUGGUCACAGGGAUGACAUGUGCAUCAUGUGUAUCAAGCAUUGAGAAGAACCUGCAAAAAGAAGAUGGAAUAGUCUCUGUGCUUGUUGCCUUGAUGGCAGGGAAAGUAGAGGUAACAUAUAAACCAGACAGAAUUCAGCCUCUUGAAAUAAUCCAGUUGAUUGAGAACUUGGGUUUUGGAGCCUCAGUCAUAGACGAUUAUCCUGGCGCAGAUGGCAAUGUAGAUCUUACAAUCCUAGGAAUGACCUGUUCUUCGUGUGUUCAUAACAUCGAAUCCAAACUUGCCCAUACACCAGGCAUUCUGCAGGCUUCUGUAGUGCUGGCUACUUCCAAAGCUCAUGUUCGUUUUGACUCUGAAAUUGUUGGCCCUCGAGACAUUAUAAAAAUUAUUGAGGGAAUGGGGUUUCAAGCAUCUUUGGCUAAAAGAGAUCCAAAAGAUCAUAACCUGGACCACAAACAGGAGAUCCAACAAUGGAGGAAAUCGUUCUUGUGCAGCCUGGUAUUUGGUAUUCCUGUUUUGAUCUUAAUGAUUUACAUGUUAAUACCUGCUGCUGACCAUCAUGAAUCAAUGGUGCUGGAUCAAAAUCUAAUUCCUGGAUUAUCUAUUCUGAAUCUGCUUUUCUUUGUCCUUUGUACUUUGGUUCAGGUCUUUGGUGGAUGGUACUUCUAUGUCCAAGCCUACAAGUCACUGAAGCACAGGAUGGCCAAUAUGGAUGUUCUCAUUGUCCUGGCCACAUCUAUAGCUUACAUCUAUUCAUGUGUCAUUUUGCUGGUUGCCAUAGCUGAAAAAGCUGAGCGAAGUCCCAUCACCUUUUUUGACACCCCUCCAAUGCUCUUUGUAUUCAUAGCUCUUGGACGGUGGCUAGAACACAUAGCCAAGAGUAAAACAUCAGAGGCACUUGCCAAAUUAAUCUCUCUUCAAGCUACAGAAGCUGUCGUAGUGACACUUGGACCUGACAACUGCAUCAUUGGGGAAGAACAAGUGCCUGUUGAACUAGUUCAGCGGGGAGAUAUUGUAAAGGUAGUACCUGGUGGGAAAUUCCCCGUUGAUGGAAAAGUCAUUGAAGGCAGUUCUAUGGCUGACGAAUCCCUCAUCACAGGGGAAGCCAUGCCUGUAGUUAAGAAACCUGGCAGUACCGUAAUUGCAGGCUCUCUCAAUGCACACGGCUCGGUGCUUGUGAGUGCAACUCAUGUUGGCUCUGACACCACCCUGGCCCAAAUUGUGAAACUGGUAGAAGAAGCUCAGAUGUCAAAGGCACCCAUCCAGCAGUUGGCUGACAAAUUUAGUGGCUAUUUUGUCCCUUUUAUAGUAAUUAUUUCAACUGUAACUCUGAUAACCUGGAUUGGAAUUGGAUUUAUACACUUUGACAUUGUGCUGAAGUACUUUGCCCAUCACAGUAAACACAUCCCAAAAGCAGAAGUUGUCCUCCGAUUUGCUUUUCAGACCUCCAUCACAGUGCUGUGCAUUGCAUGCCCUUGUUCCUUGGGUUUGGCCACCCCAACGGCUGUCAUGGUGGGCACUGGAGUUGCUGCACAGAAUGGUAUUCUCAUCAAAGGUGGGAAACCCCUGGAAAUGGCCCAUAAGAUAAAGACAGUGAUGUUUGAUAAAACUGGGACUAUCACCUAUGGAGUUCCAAAAGUCAUGCGAGUCCUCUUGCUUGGAAAUGCAGGAGCCUCUCUCUCUCUGAAAAAAGUACUUGCAGUUGUUGGCACUGCAGAAGCCAGCAGCGAACAUCCUCUAGGAAUGGCUAUCACUAAAUACUGCAAAGAGGAGCUUGGCACAGAGAUCCUAGGGUACUGCAAAGAUUUUCAUGCAGUUCCUGGAUGUGGAAUAAGCUGUAAUGUCAGCAGCAUUGAAAUUGUGCUGGGUAAAUCUGAGCAGCACUUUGGUGAGUCUGAAAGAAGUGUGAUGCAGCAGAGUUUACAGCCUCUGAUCUCAGACUUGAGAGAUGCAGACAUCUCUCAGACUUAUUCGGUGUUGAUAGGAAAUCGGGAAUGGAUGAGACGGAAUGGCUUGCUCAUCUCCAGUGAUGUCCAUGAAGCAAUGACGAGCCAUGAAAUGAAAGGACACACAGCUGUUUUGGUGGCUAUAGAUGGUACACUUUGUAGCAUGAUUGCAAUAGCAGACACAGUCAAACCAGAGGCAGCUCUAGCAAUGCACAUAUUGCAGAAUAUGGGAGUGGAUGUAGUGCUUAUUACAGGGGACAACAGAAAAACAGCCAAAGCGAUUGCAACUCAGGUUGGGAUCAGAAAAGUAUUUGCUGAGGUUCUUCCAUCUCACAAAGUAGCCAAAGUCCAAGAACUCCAAACAGCAGGGAAGAGAGUUGCCAUGGUUGGAGAUGGGAUCGAUGACUCCCCAGCGUUGGCCAGGGCUGAUGUUGGCAUUGCUAUUGGGACAGGCACAGAUGUUGCCAUAGAAGCAGCAGAUGUUGUUCUCAUUCGUAAUGAUUUACUAGAUGUGGUUGCAAGUAUCCAUCUUUCCAAGAGGACUGUAAAAAGAAUACGGAUAAAUCUCAUCUUGGCCUUAAUAUACAAUCUCCUUGGCAUACCGAUAGCAGCAGGAGUAUUUAUGCCCAUUGGAAUUGUGUUACAACCAUGGAUGGGGUCAGCAGCCAUGGCAGCCUCCUCAGUAUCAGUAUUGCUCUCUUCCCUGCAGCUCAAAUUCUAUAAAAAGCCCGAUAUGGAAAGAUAUGAAGCACAAGCUCAUGGGCGCAUGAAGCCACUGACUCCUUCCCAAGUUAGUGUCCAUAUUGGAAUGGAUGACAGGAGACGAGACCAUCCCAAGGCAGACUCUUGGGAUGAUAUCAGUCAAGUCUCCCUUUGCUCGUUGUCUUCAGACAGACUGUCAAGGCACAUGAGGAAUUCUCUAAGGAACGAAGCAGACAAUUGGUCACUGCUCACAAACAGCCAAGAUGAAGAUCAGUAUAUUUAAGGAUGCCAUGCUCUGCAGCUGAUCUACAAUGAUGAGAGACAGGACUACCUUACUUUGUGGCUGUUUCUCCACAACAGACUUGGAGGUUUUAUACUCAGCUUUAAGAACACAUGUUCUGAGUAUGUGUGUUUUGUGCGAUCUGAUUAAAACAGAGGAAGCUGUCUUGAAGUAAUCCAAACAUCUGAGCUGCUUCUUAGGUCUCUGUAUAAUGACAUGUCGUAUUCAAGGUGGAGACAUCAAAGAUGGCAGGCUGAACCUCAAUCUGUGUACCAAAUGCUUUCCAAAGAUACUAAUAUGGAUUAAUUUUUAAGAGAGGAAACCUUGUGAACAGAAGGUGCUGCAGGUUUACUGAGAGAAGUCCGAUGUUUGCUGGUUUGUGUUAUAACAACUUGAACUGCUUAUAGGCAUAGGGACAAAGUGUAUGUUUGAGAUGACUAAUCAGGAUGUUUCUUCUUAAUAGCACAGAUAGUAUAACAUGAAACAGAAAUGAAUGGUUGCAAGGGCAAGGACCUUCUUCCUUAACUGAGAAUGUGACUGUUUUAGAAAUUAAUUUUUUUCUACAACUAUAUAAAAUAGGUUUAAAUUGCUUAAACAUGCUACUUCUGUUUUGUACAAGGGCAAAUAAAGGUGCUAAUACAGAA
Molecule: messenger RNA, 5350 nt
Organism: Sceloporus undulatus (fence lizard)
Lineage: Eukaryota; Metazoa; Chordata; Lepidosauria; Squamata; Phrynosomatidae
Gene: ATP7B
Product: ATPase copper transporting beta
Exons: 21
Coding region: 162-4709 (1515 amino acids)
Biological process (GO): monoatomic cation transport; copper ion homeostasis
Cellular component (GO): perinuclear region of cytoplasm; trans-Golgi network; membrane
Molecular function (GO): copper ion binding; ATP binding; ATP hydrolysis activity
Source: RefSeq, a predicted model, not a curated record